UGCGUGGCGCAUCGUUCGCAGGUCUCGAAGCCAGUCUUAUUGCAUCGGUCUACCUAUCCAGUACGAGCAGAUUUUCCAGGAAGCUCCAUUAAGUAAGCAGGAACGAGGGCCGGCUAAGUGUUUUCCCGAUCGUGAAACCUGCGGGAUAGAGUUGGCAGUCUUGAUGAACAAGGUCACAGUACAUUUUGGAUUGAUAAUAAGGGUAUAGAGACCCACCAGGAAGCGUUUCCAGGGACAAAAAAACAGAUCUCCAUCUAUAAAUCAAUCUCACAAGUGUCGACAUCGACAUCAUCUAUCACCAUUUGGGGCCAGAGUAAACAUUUACCCAAAUAACUACAUCUGCAUCUUUGCAGCCAUUAGCCUGUAUCAUGGCGGACAACUUGAGGAUAGCUGUGAUAGGUGCAGGCAUGGGUGGUCUCUCAACCGCCCUUUCCCUUGCCAAAGCUGGCCACAAAAACAUCACCGUCUACGAGAAUGCUUCCAAUCUUGGCUUUGUGGGAGCAGGAAUCCAGCUUGCACCAAACAUGGCCAAGAUCCUCGAUAGAUUAGGCUGCUGGCAGAAGAUUGCUGCCGAGGCGGUUCAAUGUGCAAACACGUACAUUCGUGAAGGUGCGACAAACAAAGAGUUGGGUUUCGUCGAUCUUGCGUAUGUGGAGAAGACAUAUAAAUACCCACACAUGGUCGGCCACCGUUCCAGUUUAGCAGGUGGUCUCUAUGACGGAUGUGUCAAGGAAGAGGGCAUCGCCUUCAAGUUCAGCAGCCAGAUCUCUGAUAUCAAAUUUGGUUCAAGCCCAAGUUUUAAAGUCACCCCGAGAGAUGGGGAGGCUCAUCGAGUUGAAUGCGAUAUUCUUCUCGGUGCUGAUGGCAUAAAGAGUAAUACUCGCACUGCACUACUUCAAGAAAAUGGCCAGACCGGAACUGUAAAGGACUCGGGCCAAGCUGCAUACCGCAUCAUGCCAACGCGCGAGCAAAUGGCCCACGAUCCCGAACUUCUCGCACUCAUCGACUCUGAAACAGUGACCCGCUGGAUCGGCGAGCGUAAGCACAUCAUAGCCUAUCCCAUCCAGAACAACACCAUCUACAACAUCUCCACCUUGCAGCCAGAUGUCAACUUCGCGGGCGCACCCGACUCCACAUACACAACCCAGGGCUCCAAGUCCGCCAUGCUGGAAGUGUUCGGCGACUUCUGCCCCAUGAUACACAGGCUGCUGAAUCUCGUGCCGGAUGGUGAGGUUUGCGAGUGGAAACUACGUCUCCAUGACCCACUGCCAACAUGGGUCCACGAUAGUACUGCUCUCGUCGGUGAUGCGUGUCACCCCACUCUACCACAUAUGGCGCAAGGCGCUGCGCAAGCCAUCGAAGACGGCGCCGUACUAGGCGUUGUACUGUCUCCAAGUCGCAUUUCGGAUUGCUCACCCAGCACGAUUAAUCACGCUCUUCGGCUGUACGAGCAACUCCGCAAACCACGUGCAGAAGCUAUUGUCGAGCUUGCGGCCGAGAACGGACGAGCAAUGCAUCUCGGGGCUGGCAAGGCGAAGGAGGAGCGGGAUAAGGCUUUUGCGGCGUUGAAGAGUGGGCCAGGAAAAGUGCCGGACAAGUGGGCCGAUGCUGGGGUUCAAGCCAUAGUCUAUGGGACAGACGUUAUUGUUGAGGCAGAGAAGCUAUGUGAUGAGGCAGGAUUAGUCGCAAAGCUUUGAAGAUAGAAUGAAUGCAUGAG
Messenger RNA from Dothidotthia symphoricarpi CBS 119687, 1717 nucleotides. RefSeq names its product FAD/NAD(P)-binding domain-containing protein. Bases 369 to 1697 code for a protein of 442 amino acids. Gene Ontology annotation, biological process: secondary metabolite biosynthetic process. The transcript is spliced from 2 exons. The record is from RefSeq and is a predicted model, not a curated record. NCBI's taxonomy places the organism in Eukaryota, Fungi, Ascomycota, Dothideomycetes, Pleosporales, Dothidotthiaceae. Gene Ontology annotation, molecular function: monooxygenase activity; FAD binding.